AUGGACAAUGUCAAAGCGGUAACUCAACAACUCCGUUUGGAAGUCAACACUCAACGCAAAAAAGUCUCCGAGGUCUCCGGAGAGUAAGUUAUUAAUCACUUUUCUCCACCUCUUUUUCGAAUUCAUUUAAUUUUGCAGCCUGAUUUCAUUCUGCGAGAAGAACAAGCAAGAUGACAUGUUGGUUUCCGGGACUAGUCAUCAGCAAAAUCCGUACGAGGACACCAAAAGUUGCAUAGUUUUGUAAACUAUAAGUAGGGAAAGAUGGAUCUUUGUGAUGAAUUGCUUGAAUGAUAAAUAUUUUUUCAGAUUGGAAAGCUUUUUGAGAUCAUUCCGGGAAGUAAUAAAACUUCCUGCCAGAAAAAUUUGCUGAACUGGCUUACGAAAAAAAUAAAUUGUAGUAUCAAGAACAAAGAAAAAAACGUCAUGAUAGACUUUUUUUCUCAGUAUCCUAAAUAUUUUAUCAGAAAAGUCUGAAUUUAUAAAAAGAAAGUUCAAGUGACUCCAUCCGAAGGUUUUGUACUUUAUGAUGAAAAAGAUCUUAUAAACUCGUUCGUUAAUUUUGAAUAGUCCCUACUUCAAAGUUUUGAAAAUCAUUGAUUGAUUCCAGUUUCCCAAACCAUUCAAAACCAGGUGAAUGUGAUAUUUAAAGAUAAUUCUGAAAACUUAGAUCAGAUAUUGAAAGUUUUUUUUGCUGGAAAAAGAAAUUAUAGCUUUUUACAGGUGUAAGGAGCAAGGUUUUGCUUGGCAGAACUCAGAACUUUUUUUGAGAAGUAUUCAAUUUUGGCAGGCUCUGAGAUGGUUCUCUCCGCGUUUCGUUCCGAAAAAAACUUUUAAAAGUCUCAAAACAAACUCUGAAAAUGUUCACGAUACGAAUGUUUUUCUUCAACAACUCAUCGUCCAAAUUAACUCGCUUCUUGUGAGAGAAUGAUUUUUUUUUCUCGAAACUAAUUGAGAGAUCCGGCCUCCCAGCGAGUCGCCGAGCGCCUCUCAUUAAUCUGCCCUUCUCACAUCAGCGCAUGGAAAUAAAAAUCGCUCAUAAGUGCAUCUGAAAAACAAGCCGUUGAUGAACACACUAUAAGCUCCUUGAGACGCAAAGAACCGAUUUUGUGUUGCAAAAGGGCGCCAGUGCAAUCACAGGAGAUUAAUCUAUUUUCAGCUGUCUCAUAGCAACCCGUCGACUUUUGUUACAAAUAGGAAACGCACGACCGGAGAUAGGACUGAAUAAUCUCACGCCUGGAGCCACCGUCGUCGCUUUUUCACACCGUUCGGAAUCCGUUGGGAACCUGAUUGGGUGGCCACGCCUUCUCGUCCGGCUCGGCCUUCUAUCAUUCCGACAGCACCUGGGCCAGGUGGCUGGCCCGUCUUUCAGAAUCUCUCUAUUUUUAACUAAUCUGUGUAUUUUCAUUAACCGAGAUACAGUAGAAAACUCUGAGCAUCUCUUUUUAAAGCAGCUUUUUCUUUUCGAAUUCUUUCAAAACUUCGAGUUCGAAUUUGGGGGUAGCAGAUCAAGUACCCGUGUAUUUUUUCCAACCACCUGCUCCUAAUUCAACCGAAUUUGAUUCACUUCUAGGCUGAAAUAAGAUUUUUCAUGACCUUCAUUAAAAACUCAACAGUUUUCAACUCAGGGCUUUUGACAUUCGAUUGAAAUUUCUUUUUUCAAGCUUGAAAGAAAAGAAACAAAUCAGGCCUUAUUGUUUAUACAGAAAUUUGAUUCUCGGUUUUUUUUUUGAAGCUCCCCUCUGAAAAAUUAGUUGAAAUAUAUUAAUGGUGUAGACAAAUCGGGAAUCCUGUUUUCUUCAUAGUUGAACGACCGGCAUCUAAAAUUUGAUGGGAAGUUUGGAAAAGUGAAUCAUCGUGAUUAAGAAAACGCAAGGCUGCUCGAGUGAACUAAUUUUUGAAAAAAGAGCCUAUUAUUUUCUCGAGUUUUGUGCAACUCAGGAAGCUUUCCAAUUUUCACAGUCCAUUGAACUGUUUCGGUGUUAAGAAAAAACAACCGACUUAAAACUUUCAUUCCAUCUAACAGUUUUGCUGUUGUUACGGCUUCUGUGGCUAAACUUAAAUAACUUUUGUUAUUCAAGCAGAAUAUCUCGUUUUUAAAGACCCGUUCCACUGUUAUUUCCGCGAUAAAAAAUAAUGCUAUGCCGAAAAAAAAUUAUAUUUACUUGAAAAUCUCUAUCAAAAUCAUCAAAAAUUGAACAUGAUUUGGUGAAAGUUUCACUUCUAAGACAUAAGAAGCAAGACUAUUCUGAUCAAGAUAUAAAAAAAUUUCAUUUUCUACUUUUUUUAUUCCUUCUACAAUUUGAUUCACCUUCUUUUGCAGGUUUUCAGGCUUUUUUUUCAGAAAACCUUCGGUGAUGGACAACGUGAAGACGACGACUGAACAACUACGGGUUGAAGCGCAAAUUGUUCGGAAGAAAGUCUCAGAAGCUUCCAAAGAGUGAGGAACACAUUGAUGAGCUUCGAUUUUAUGACCUAACCACAUUCAGCUUGAUUGACUUCUGCGAGAAGAACAAGGGUCAAGACAUGCUGGUAUCCGGUCCCAACGAUCAGAACAACCCGUUCAAAGAAAAGAAAAGUUGCAGCGUUUUGUAA
Caenorhabditis auriculariae is the source of this 2592-nucleotide messenger RNA. NCBI's taxonomy places the organism in Eukaryota, Metazoa, Nematoda, Chromadorea, Rhabditida, Rhabditidae. The record is from the annotation of a GenBank genome assembly.